GAAUGUUCUGCUUUAGCUUUGACCGAACACGUCCACCUAUGACUUUAAUGCGUUUCUAGCUCCUAUGGGGUCAGUCGAAGCCUUUUGAGAAUAGCCGAUAGGAAAUAAAGAAGUGUAUUUCACCAUUGACGUUUCCAUUAUUGAUACGUCAUUGGGAAGCGAACAUCUUGUGCCUUUAACCGGUCUUUGUAACCAUGACAACAGUGGCGCCAGCUGCUGCGGGAGCUACUAGCAGCAAGGAUGGAGCAAAUAGUUGGAUAGUUGGCAACAAUGUCGUCUUUCGGACUCAAACUGGCGAGGACAUUUCAGGCUGUGUCUUCGCUUUCGAUCGUCAGAGCAACUUGUUGGUCAUUAAGGAGAACGGAUCUCACUCGGGCGUAUCCAACCUACGGAUGAUUAAAGCCAGCGCUGUGCGGGAGGUGGUGUCCUCAGUACAGCCUGAGCGGCCUUUCAACCUAGAGCUUCCCCAUGUGGACUUGGAGCGCUGCAGAAAGCGUGAGGAGAAGGCGUUGCAGCAAGCAGAAUUGGAGUCCGCGCGUGUAGGCCAUGGCGUGACUAAGGAGGCCCAGGCGAUUUUUGACGCACUAGUAAAGACGAUGCCAUGCGUCUGGCGCAACAAGGUCAUCGUGGUGCUCGACUCUGUGUAUGUGGAGGAGCCGUACACCCCCGACAACUGCCGGGCGGAUCCGGAGCACUCCGCAACUCGGGAGCGAGUCAAGAUGGUGCUGCGGCUGGAGAGGGAGCGGCUGGGGCUGUGAGGAAGCGGCUGGGGCUGUGAGGGAGCGCAUGAGCGGAGCAGGAGG
This is a messenger RNA of Astrephomene gubernaculifera, 803 nucleotides long. Lineage: Eukaryota; Viridiplantae; Chlorophyta; Chlorophyceae; Chlamydomonadales; Astrephomenaceae. The record is from the annotation of a GenBank genome assembly.